Molecule: messenger RNA, 1407 nt
Organism: Syngnathoides biaculeatus (alligator pipefish)
Lineage: Eukaryota; Metazoa; Chordata; Actinopteri; Syngnathiformes; Syngnathidae
Gene: ric3a
Product: RIC3 acetylcholine receptor chaperone a
Biological process (GO): synaptic transmission, cholinergic; protein localization to cell surface
Cellular component (GO): neuron projection; intracellular membrane-bounded organelle; neuronal cell body
Source: RefSeq, a predicted model, not a curated record
AUGUCCAUCACGGCCUGUCAAAAAGUGACUCUGAUUUCGUGUUCGGUUCUGUGCGUGUCGCUCUUCUUGCCCAGGAUGCUUCUGACCGGAGCCAAAAAGGAGUUGGGGCGGCCGCAGGUUGGGCCCGGGUUCUCCCCACCUCGGAUGCAUCAGGUGCCGUCGUCCGACGACCCGGACCAGUGGGGCUUGGACCUUUUCCGCUCCAUGACCCGCAGCGCCGAGGCCUCCGCCAGAGUCGCAAACAUCGGACGUGGCAAAAAACACAACCUGAUGGCUCAAGUCAUCCCCAUUUAUGGAUUUGGGAUUCCUUACAUCCUCUACAUAAUUUACAAGGUUCAUACCAGAAAGUACAGUACAACUGUGAGCAUGGAGAGGAAUAUGACAGCUGACGACGAGCUUGCCAGACUACAGGAGCGAAUACUUCAGUCGGAAAGGAUCUUGGAGAGGAUCGUUUCGGGGAAUACUCGCGCUUCUGGGAGCGGAAGACGCAGGAGAAGUAAAUCGACUUCGACUAAGAAAGAGGAGAAACUUCUGAAGCAGCUGAGGCAGAUAGCACAAGUGAUGCAAGAGGGCCGCCAGGAGGGCGCCUCCCCGGAGAUGGAGGCAGAGGAAGUGCCUUACGGCGCAGACUGGGAAGGCUACCCAGAGGAAACCUACCCCGAGUAUGAAGUACCCGAUUACAAACGUGGAUUUGACCGCGCGGCCCUGGAGGAGCCCGCCAACCAGCCCACUGCGGAGGCCUUGGCGGAGCGAAUGGAGCAAGACGAGGAAGAGUUGGUGGCAAGGAAGUUAUCUAUCGUACGAGAGGAGGAUGAAGAUGAGCAGGAGGAAGAUGAGGAUGAGGAGGAGGAAGAUGAGGAUGUGGAGGAAGAAGAGGAAGAGGAGGUGGAGGAGGAGGAGGAAGGGGAGGAGGAGGAGGAGGAGGAGGAAGAGGAAGCAGAAGCUGAGAAAAGACUUUUGCUACUUCCUCUUGCGUCCCAGGAUGAUGCAAAAACAAAGCAUGAAAGAUUAGGUCUCCAAAUACACAACGAGCUGCAAGGUCGUCAGACAGCGGGGAGGAAGCACAUUAGCUUCAAUGACCAAAGGGAUGUUUUCCACUACCCCAAGGAGGGGACCUACGAAGGGCAGCUGGAGAAAGAGGAGGACGGAGGAGGAGAAGAUGACGACGAAGACGACGGACCGGAGGUGGAAGACGACGAGGAGGCCGAUGAGGAAGAUCCCGUGACCGAGGCAGAGAGACUCCAGUUCGCCGGCGCAGAGUGUCCCGACCCCGAGGAAGACGCGGAGGAGGGGGGGGGUGCGACGUAUUUGCCGAUGUUAGCGUCCGCGGGGGGCGACAGUAACGUUCACCGAGACAUUCGGAAAGAGGUCAGCGGCCUGAGGAUGCGAAACAGGAGAGAGACGUGA